Molecule: messenger RNA, 414 nt
Organism: Jatropha curcas
Lineage: Eukaryota; Viridiplantae; Streptophyta; Magnoliopsida; Malpighiales; Euphorbiaceae
Source: RefSeq, a predicted model, not a curated record
AUGGAGAGCAUUUCUAGUUCAUUGAAGAGAUUUCUGAGAAGAAGAAGAAGAUACCAAACGUUUUAUGGAUCGAAUUCGAAUAAAAGGAAGCUUAAAGUGAUAAGGUUAGGUGGAGGAUCACGACGGCUAUGGAAGUUGAGAACAAUUCCAAAGCUGCAAUGGAAACUUGAAUCCCCCGUUAGAGCUCUGGUGAACUUUCAUGAAGCUUAUGUUGAUAUGAUGAUAAGGAUAGCAAAUGGUAUGGGAAAUUUGAAGAGGAAAGGAUUGUUUGGAGGGAAAAAGAUUGCAAAGGAGAGAGAUAUUUCAAUGGUGUUUUGUGGAGAGGCAUUGGUUGUAGAUACUAAGUUGGUCCUUGAAAUUUAUAAGAGUAUGGCUGCUUCCCACACUGAGUUAAGAGGGUCUUCAUGUAACUGA